Molecule: messenger RNA, 3433 nt
Organism: Ochotona curzoniae (black-lipped pika)
Lineage: Eukaryota; Metazoa; Chordata; Mammalia; Lagomorpha; Ochotonidae
Gene: DNAJB4
Product: DnaJ heat shock protein family (Hsp40) member B4
Exons: 3
Coding region: 244-1257 (337 amino acids)
Cellular component (GO): cytosol
Molecular function (GO): protein-folding chaperone binding
Source: RefSeq, a predicted model, not a curated record
AUGGGAGGAUCCAGAAGGAGGCCGGCUCCUGUGUAGUGUAUAUUUAUCUGUAAGUGAGCUGUUGGGGAAGGAAUUAAAUACAGAGACGCUGUCUGCCUGCUGCCUGAAGACAGCUAGCUCCGUCGCUUUAACUUUUAAAAUACCCAGCUCGUUUUCUUUUUCUCAGAAUCGUUGUACGGCUAAGACUGGGGACGCUGUUUUCCUUUACAAAGGGAAAUCUAAGUUCAUUGCGAGGCUUUCGAAAUGGGGAAAGACUAUUAUUGCAUUUUGGGAAUUGAAAAAGGAGCUUCAGAUGACGAUAUUAAGAAGGCUUACCGAAAACAAGCCCUCAAAUUUCAUCCGGACAAGAACAAAUCUCCUCAGGCAGAAGAAAAAUUUAAAGAGGUCGCAGAAGCUUAUGAAGUGUUGAGUGAUCCUAAAAAGAGAGAAAUCUAUGAUCAGUAUGGGGAGGAAGGGCUGAAAGGAGGAGCGGGAGGGACUGAUGGACAAGGAGGUACCUUCCGAUACACGUUUCAUGGAGAUCCUCAUGCCACAUUUGCUGCGUUUUUCGGCGGUUCCAAUCCCUUUGAAAUUUUCUUUGGAAGACGGAUGGGUGGUGGGAGAGAUUCUGAAGAAAUGGAAAUUGAUGGAGAUCCUUUUAGUGCCUUUGGAUUCAGCAUGAAUGGUUAUCCCAGAGACAGAAAUUCUGUGGGGCCGUCCCGCCUCAAGCAAGAUCCUCCAGUUAUUCGUGAACUUAGAGUAUCACUUGAAGAAAUAUACAGUGGUUGUACCAAACGGAUGAAGAUUUCUCGUAAAAGGUUGAACCCUGAUGGAAGGAGUUACAGAUCCGAGGACAAAAUUCUCACCAUUGAGAUUAAAAAGGGGUGGAAAGAAGGCACCAAAAUUACUUUUCCAAGAGAAGGAGAUGAAACACCAAAUAGUAUUCCAGCAGACAUUGUUUUCAUUAUUAAAGACAAAGAGCACCCCAAAUUUAAAAGAGAUGGAUCAAAUAUAAUUUAUACUGCUAAAGUUAGUUUACGGGAGGCAUUAUGUGGCUGCUCAAUUAAUGUUCCAACAAUGGAUGGAAGAACCAUCCCUAUGUCAAUAAAUGAUAUUGUGAAGCCUGGAAUGAGGAGAAGAAUUAUUGGAUAUGGGCUGCCAUUUCCAAAAAAUCCUGACCAGCGUGGUGAUCUUCUAAUAGAAUUUGAUGUGUCUUUCCCCGAUACUAUUUCCUCGUCAUCCAAAGAAGUACUUAGGAAACAUCUUCCUGCCUCAUAGAAUGAAGAACUUUGUUACCCAUAUUUUGAUAAGGCACUGAAAAUAUAAAAGGACUGGCAGUUUACUGAUGUAGGUGUGAAUUCUGUAUAAAGAUGUGCAAAUUCUUUUGAGGGCUCAUUUCAUUGCAGUGCAUGAAUAGAGAUGGGUCAAAUAAAUAGGGCAAAAAGGAUUUUUACAGUUGGUGAUGAGGAGAAAACUGCUCACUCCAUUUUAUUUCAUUUCUCCCAAAUCAGAAAUUUUCAGCCUUUUACUUACAAGUAAAAGUCUUUGUGAAGUUGGUAGAUAUGUUUCUGAUAAAGUACUAGACUAUCCAAGUACUUUAUUCCUUAUAUCAUUGGGUGAUUAUUUUGAUAAGCUCCCAUUUAUGAUGGAAAUUAAAAUUCUUAACUAAGCAAUACAUGCAACAUGUAUUUCUAGAAGAGAUUAAAACCCCACUCAUUUGGGCAUGUGGUUAUUUAAACCACCUGAAGUGCUGCUAUGGGGCUGUUAAUUGUAAAAGAAUAUCCUGAUGCAUAUGUUUCAACAUUUUGGUUUUAAAAUAUGCUAUGCCAUUUCUUCUGUCAUACUGUUCUUAAAACAGACCUUUAUUUCAUUAAAAAAAAUUAAUUGCAGUUUAUCUCUUGUGAAAAUCCCAAUUGCCCGAAUUACUGAUAUUUUAGAAAUAGUCUCUUUAUAAAAUGCCAUAUGUAAUUUUAUGCAAGUUAACUAUAUAUCUUGGACUUAAUAACUUAUAGGUUCAUUUUGUUGUUCACUAGUUUAAAAUAAAUUUGUUUAAUAAUAAAUAUGUUUUUAGAGGAUAUACUGUUUCUUGGAAUUAAUUUUCCAAUUACACAGUCUUCUAUAGCUUAUUCAUGAUAAACUACAUGUACCUUAAAUAAUUUCUCUAAAAAGAAUAAACUACCACUAUGGUUUUCACCAAAAUAUGGGGAAUAGACACACUAACUGCUGCUUAUGGAUAAUGUUGCAACUACUUGUUAUGCCUAAAAUAUUUUACUUUUUCAUAUGUAUAGAUUGCAUUUCUUAGGUGUUUUAAUUUUUUAAAUAUACUCACAUUUAAAAAGUAUUUUGCUUUGUUUUCUGUUUUUAACUGUAUUGAGAAUGCUGUUUUAAAACAAAACUUUUGGUUAAAAACUAAGGAUGAUUUGUAUUUGUACACAUAAAUACACACGUAACAGUUCCUGUCACCUUAUACAAUGUGAAACCUUCACUUAAAAAUUCAAUAUGAAUAGGUUGUUAUAUUUGUAUAAUAACAUACUUCAAAACAUUCAUGUAAAAUGGAUUUAAAACAUAAUGUAAGGGCAGGGUUUUGGCUCACUGGUUUACAUGCCAAUUAGGUUGCCUGUAUCCCGUAUCAGAGUAGCUGCAUUUGAUCCUCAGUUCUGGUUGCUUACUUCAGCUUCCUUCCAGUUCAGACUCUGAGAGGUAGCUGGUGAUAAGCCAGUUGCUUAGAUCCCUGCCACCUGCAUGGCAGGCCAAAUGAGUUCUCUGAUCCUGGCUUCAGCCUGUACCAGCCCAGGCUCUUGUGGGCAAUCAUGGAGUGAACCAGGGAUGGAAGAUCUGUCUGCCUGCCUCUCAAGAAAAUAAAUGAUUUAAAACAGAUGAUGUUAAUUGUCUAUGAUCUCUUUAAAGAAGCAUCAUACUUUAAAGCUUUAUUUAGGUAGAACUCAUAUACCACAAAGGUUACCUUGCAUUGUACUCCAGUGAUUUUACUACGUUCUCAGAAUUGUGCAGUCAUCAGCACUUUUAGUUCUGGAAUAUUUUUACCACUCCCAAAACAAACUCCUAUAUCCAUGAGCAGUCAUUCCCUAAUCUUCCCUUUUUCUAGCUCUGGCAAACAUUAAUCUUUAUAUCUGAUGGUUCUGUAUUUGGACAUUUCGUACAAAUGAGAUCAAGCAGUAAUGUGGCUGUUUCGGCUGACAGUUUCAGGGUUCAUCCAUAUUGGAUCUUAUUUCAUUUUUUUUCUUUUUAUAGCAAACAUUAUAUUACAUGGGUAGUACACAUUUUGUCUACUUCUCCAUUGAAUUAGAUAUUUGUAUUAUUUCCAUUUAUUGGCUAUUAUGAAUAAUUCCUUUAUGAACAAAUUUGUGUGGGCAGAACUUCAGCUCUCUUGGGUAUAUAUGUAAGGGUGAAAUUUUUGGAAAUAUCUAUAUACUUCAGUUUUGAAAUGUUUGAAAAA